UCCUGUUAAAUCCCUGGUGUGUGUAUAUUCGCAGCAUAUGUAUUUACGAAGUUCAGCACAGCCAUAUGAGAAAUUAGCCUCUGUAUUCACCGGGGUCCUCCCACCCCUCUGUCUUGUUCUCUAAUCCGCCCACAUGUAUCGUCUGAGGGAAAAAAAAAAUAGUGCAGAAGGUGACGCUCCUCCAAAGGAACAGAGAGAGGCACAGAGAGGGAAAGGCAAAGAGAGAGGUGUCUACAGGCUGCAUCUCCAUUGAAACAUUUGCAAAAAGGGGGGAGACAGAGGAAGAGCUGAAUGGUAGCUACACCCUGCGCCUGGAAGCGUAGAGACACUGUAACAAAGGCUGGCAAUUUUUAUUUUUUAUUUUUCUGGCAAUAACAAAGAGGUGGGAGAGGGGGCUCUGAAAUCGAGGGGAAAUAGCAACAACAACAACAACAAAAAAGACUCCUGCUUCAUUCCAUCCGAAAAGCCUCAUCCCUUUUGCCAUCAUCAGCAUGACCAUAAGCUAUAAGUAACAUUCGGCAAUAACGGUGUCAAAACGAGGUUUCCAGCAACAGACGCGCGCAAUCCCUAUUUUGUUUUAUUCUAAUCGUGGGGAGCAAAAAAAGCAGAUGAACCGAAUGCCUGCGAGAAACUGGAUACUCUCUGAAAUCAUAAGAAAGAGCGAUCUAACAAAGAAAACUACAUUUUGAUUGAUCUUUUCAAAGCUUGAUGUGCGCGUUUCUGCACGCACUCGAAACGAACCUGAACCAAAAGCAAACUCCUCAGACUCCUCCCUCCUCCUCCCUUCGGUUUCUCUCAUCCUCUCCCUCCCCCCCGGUCCUCUAUGCUCAGUUCGGUGUGUGUAUCCUCUUUCAAAGGGCGCAAGGGUGGGAACAAGUCGUCCAACAAAGCAUGUUACAGCGCAGACAUGACUUGUCCGUCGGAAAGCGAGAAAAUCGUGAUAAACUGCGGGGGGGUGCGGCAUGAGACGUACCGGAGCACCCUAAAAACGUUGCCCGGUACCCGCUUGUCGUGGCUCACCGAGCCGGACGCGUUCAGCAACUUCGACUACGACCCCAAAUUAGACGAGUUCUUCUUCGACCGCCACCCGUCAGUGUUCUCCUUCAUCCUCAACUAUUACCGCACCGGGAAGUUGCACUGUCCCAACGAUGUGUGCGGUCCCCUGUUCGAAGAGGAGCUGGCCUUCUGGGGCAUCGAUGAGACGGACGUGGAGGCGUGUUGCUGGAUGAAUUACCGGCAGCACCGGGAUGCGGAGGAGGCGCUGGACAGCUUCGAGACUCCAGAACCGGACGCGCCGGACGACGAGCCGGCGCUGGGCGGUGCGGAUGGGGACUUGAAAAGACUGUGCAUGCAGGAGGACGCAAGGAAAGCGGGCUGGUGGAAAACCUGGCAGCCCCGAAUAUGGGCACUGUUUGAAGACCCGUAUUCCUCCAAAUAUGCCCGGUAUGUGGCAUUUGGCUCCCUAUUCUUCAUCCUCAUCUCCAUCUCCACUUUCUGCAUGGAGACACAUGAGGCCUUCAACACCAUCCUCAACAAGACAGAGAAUGUCACGGUUGGCAACUCGACCCGUGAGGAGAUCGUAUACGAGGUGGUGACUGACAGCUGGUUGACGUACGUCGAGGGCGUGUGCGUCAUCUGGUUCACCAUUGAGGUCCUGCUGCGAGUCACCUUCUGCCCAGACAAGCUUGAGUUCUUCAAGAGCAGCCUCAACAUUAUCGACUUUGUCGCCAUCCUGCCCUUCUACCUGGAGGUGGGCCUGAGCGGUCUGUCCUCCAAAGCUGCCAAGGAUGUCCUGGGGUUCCUCCGUGUUGUCCGAUUCGUCCGUAUCCUCCGAAUCUUCAAGCUGACCCGCCACUUUGUGGGUCUCCGUGUCCUGGGCCACACCCUGCGUGCCAGCACCAAUGAAUUCCUCCUGCUCAUCAUCUUCUUAGCCCUUGGUGUCCUCAUCUUUGCCACCAUGAUCUACUAUGCCGAACGAAUUGGCGCAGACCCAGACGACCCGACAGCCAGCGCCCACACCAACUUCAAGAACAUUCCCAUUGGAUUUUGGUGGGCUGUCGUGACCAUGACCACACUGGGCUAUGGAGAUAUGUACCCAGAAACAUGGUCAGGGAUGCUGGUGGGUGCUCUGUGUGCCUUGGCUGGUGUGCUGACCAUUGCCAUGCCUGUGCCCGUCAUUGUCAACAACUUCGGCAUGUACUACUCUCUGGCCAUGGCCAAACAAAAGCUGCCCAAAAAGAAGAACAAACAUAUCCCCCGAGCACCACAACCAGGGUCCCCCAACUACUGCAAGCCAGAUGCCCUGGCUAUGGCUACCGCAUCACCACAAAGGCUCUUGGGAAACGUCCUAGGUGGAGUGAUGGGGUCUGGAGGCAUUGGGGGUGACUGUCCUCUUGCCCAAGAAGAAAUUAUAGAGAUUAAUAGAGAUUCUAAGCAGAACGGCGACGCGGCCUCGGCCGCCCUGGCUAACGAGGACUGUCCCACCAUCGACCAGGUGCUGAGCCCUGACGAGAGGAGCCCUAUUGGGCGAGGGCCUACCCGGGAACGCUACCAGCAGGACCGCGCCUGCUUCCUGCUCAACACCAGGGAAUUCCGUGCCACAGAUGGGAAUGUGCGGAAAGGUUGUGUCAUAUCACGCGUGUCAACGGGCUACGAGAAAUCUCGCAGUCUCAAUAACAUAUCGGGAAUGGCUGGGUCAUCACUUAGGCUUGCUCCUAUCACUAGCCCACCCUUUGAAACCUAUGAGGCCCCAGGACCACUGCGCCGCUGUCGCUCCCCCAUCCCCUCCAUUUUGUAGCAAAAAAAAAAAAAAAAAAAAAGAAAAAAAAGAAAGGGAUGUUCAUGAUCGGAUGAUAAGAGUUGCAGUGGAUUAGCCAUGGACUGAUCACAUUGAAUCCUCCAUUUGGACUGUACACCGUGCAAAAACAAUAGCAAUAACAUGAAAUGAACUUGAAUGUAGAAAGAACGACCCCUUGUCUUGUGAAUCUAAUGGUUUAUGAUGCAUGCGUCCAGUUAGCUGAUGGGGUUAAAUACAAAUCCUAGCUUUAAAGGGUCACUGUUAUUUUAAAUUACUAGAAGAAAUGUAAAAAAAAAAAAAAUGAAUUGAUUAGUUCAUAAAAUAGUAUCAGAGAUUUAAAAGAAUUAUGAAUUUGAAUACAUGUGCACAGUUACAUUUUGAAAUUUAGGAUUAAGUGUGUAGAUGGACAUCCAUUUUUAAAUGUUCUGGACCAAACAAAAAGCUCACAACACUGUCCGGAGUAAUCACCAUGAGACAAGAUACUUCAGUUCAUUUAGCCAAAGACAAAAAUACAUUUAUAGAUUAGAUUGAUGUUGAAAAAGGUUUCUACUUUCUGUCUUCUGUGAAUAUUGAUGUAUGUACAGUGUAGACAUCAUUUUGGUAAAUCUCUCGAAAAGACAGACUCGGCUUCUAUAAGUCUCAGUAUUAACACUUAAUUUUCUAUCUCAUCAUAGUGACAUCAAUAGACACCUUAGCUUACACAGCAAAGCUAAAAGAUGUGAAAAGCUGAGGAAAAAAAACUAAAGAGCUUAGCUAAAAUGAAAAGAAUACAAGUAUCAUAUCAUAAGAGCUAUCUCAGUUUUGCAGCCUAACAUGACUUUUAAAAUGUUAGUUUAUUUUAAGACAUUGCUGUUGGAAUCCCAUGUAUGCAACUGCUACCUUCCAGUGUAAAGUUAAAGGUCUAUUCAGUCACUCUUUUUUGCAAUUGCAAGCAUGUUGUCUAAUACAUUUCUAUAUAUUUAUCAUCAUCUUAUGCAUCAUAUGCAAUUAGAACAAUCAUUUCCCAAAAUUAAAAAUCAAUUAAUAACAUAAAAAUAAUAAUUUCAUUGUAUGCCCCCAACAAUACAUGAAAAAAUUACUAAAAUGUUUAAAUACUUUUGUUUCAAUGCCAUGUAGGCUGUAGACACCACAUCCUGGAGGGACCACUACAAAUUGUAAGACGAGGGUCGUGAGAUCGAUGGAUGUAGCCAAACUAGCACUUGCUUGUUACAUGCUACUGACCUUAGCUAAUCACAAUAGCUGUGGGUUUGACAAAAUUGUUAAUAGAUUUUUAAAUUUUUGUUCAUUCAGGUUAAGCGCAUUUCUAGGAAAAUUCUGUCCUUGGUUUUAAACAUUAUUAGUGCAGCCGAGGACCUCACGAGUCGAGCUGCGUGGCUAGCUACGUGCUAACUAUGUUUUGUCUCCCACACUGCCUUUGGCAAACGGCACAAUUAAGCUAUCACAUCCUCAGUUAAUAAAUUCUAUUUGAUGACUGAGUGGACCUUUGAAGAAAAGCUAAUCAGGACACUAAUGUAUAUGAAUUAUGUAUUUAUAUGUAGGCCUACAAUUUUUCGAAAAAGUCUAAAUGCAAUGUUUUUAGGAAGCUACUUAAAAAUGACAAUAAAUAAUGCAACAAAUAUGCUUAUAAAAUCAGGUAUGGAUGACUACAUAAUUAUAUAGUUAGAACAAAUACAAGCACUUUACUAACACAGUGUUAAUUUACUAACCUUGAAAGCUUGCAUGUUGGGAUACAGACCAUAUUACAACGAACUGAACAUGUGACUGAGCACCAUUAAACAUCUCUAACUGUUCAGUUUUUUUUCCAAAUAUCUAUUUUGCUUCUUCUUCUCCUUUUUUUAAAAUAUAUAUUUUUUUUCCCCAUAAUCAUUUGAUUUUGGUUUAAGUGUUUGUCUAAAACAGUUUUAAAAAAUACAAAUUUAAAUGACGCAAUCCGUUAAUCUGUGAAAAAUAAAAAUAGGACAGUGGUUACCUAUAUACCACUUCCCUCAGUAAUUUAAAAUAAAAAAUAUCUUUUAGGGAAUUUACAGCUUAUAUUUUUGCCACUGAGGUCCUUCCUCAGAUUGACACCCUCACAUGAAAAUUGAUCUUAUAUGAAACAUUGAGCAAAAAGAAGAUAGUAAUAAAACAUUCACAUAUGCAAUAAACAUGCAAUAUUAUUUUAAUGCUGGAAAACAUGCUGUGCACAUACAUAUGUAAAUAUGCAGAUCUAUUUUUAAUCCUGAAGAUGCACAGAUUUUGUAGGCAGUCAACUUAUUAUGUUUGAUUUAGUGUUACGAUGACAUCAUGAGCCAUUUGUCUUGUUUUAUUUCAAGUCAAUGUCUUAGUGGUCCUUGAAACUUUUUAAUGUUGUGGCUGCCAUUUUUUAAAUUGUUUUAGUUUUGUAAUGGUUUUAUAUUUUCUUUUCACUUGUACUGGUAAUGUGUAUUUCAUUGUUAGGAAUGAAUUUUCUCUACCACUGAUUGUCUAAAAAAAACAUUUGUUAAAAAGAAGAUACAAUGUUGUAUUUAAUUGUCCUUAAGUUCUUUAACAAACAGAAACAUAGCAAGACUGAAAUCACGAGGAAAAACUGUAAGUGCUUUAGAAACCAACAAUUUUUUGCAGGUGUAAAGGGAGAGUGUAUUUACUUGUUUAGAGAGUCAGGUCCUGAUAUUCUUACUGUCAUAAUCCAUGGUUGCCAUUUUGUCAACAAAAAAAAAAAUCGAUGUGCUUCCAGACCCCUCAAGUUUGAGAACUUAGAUAUGCAGAACUGUGUUUCAGGAUGAAAGCUAUGACAUCACUUGAAUGUUUGCUUGAAUCUAUUGUUGACUGGAGUUUGAGAGGUUUGUAAAAUGUGUAGUGUCUCAUUUAAAGUAGAUCCUACCCUAAAGUCACUGCAAGAAGUAAUGCUUGCCUGGCUUCAUCUGAUACGGGUUUUUGAACGCCAUUGCACAUAUUUUCAGACUGAAGUUGCUAAUAGUAAUGUUUAAACUCAAUAUUGUUACAUUUCACCAUUAUGAUGUCAAAAAAUUAGAAUAAUUUAGUGUUGUCUGAAAAUAUCUGAGUGGCAUGCAGAGCUUUGGUUUAACAGCAGCUCCUUAAUGGAUAAUGUCAACCUCAACUUAGGGAAGGUAGGGAAACUCUGGGAUAGUAGGUUUUUAAAUAGAUUUAACUUGCAGGAAAAUGAUUUGUGAACAUGUAAUGAGUACAAUAAAACAUGUUCACUGGCCUGGGUUUAAUUGUCAAAGCUAAUCUUAGUCCACAUCGGCAAACCUGAAUAUUGGUCUGCAAUUUUUUUGCUAGCAUCACUUCUCUCAGUGCACAAAAUCUUCUAUUUAAGCGCACAUGCAUACUGUAUAAUCUUCAAAUGACUCCACAAUGUGGACGUUACAAUUUGCAGAUACUCUGAAUUACAGCAGUAUGCCACUUCAGUUGGAAUGUACAUUUUCUGUUACAGUGAAGAAAAUGUCCAUCCAUCUUAUAUAUCUGCAGAGGAAUGUUUUUUUUUUUUUUUUUCAAGCUCUAAGUGACUGGAUAUGGGUGAGAGGAAUAACAUCUCACUCAACACCACUUUAAUUUUAACAUUUAUGAUUGUAUAAGUUCUGUAUUUGUUCAUAUUUGCUUUGUAUUUUAACAAAAUUGAUCUGAGGAAUGUCAUAAGUGUGGUUCUGUUAGGCUUAAAGAGUCAUUUCACAUAGUUGUGGCCAAUGCAAAUCACCUACGACACUCUGACGUACACAUUGUUUAAGAAAACAAAACAGGCAGAUGUUGUAAGUGCCUCUAUGAGGCCCCCAUAGGCUCUGAUGUCAAUUUAGGAGUUCAUGCAAACUAGCUAGAUUUAACUAGCUAAACCUUCGAAGCAAUGCUUAAUAGGUCAGUGGUUAUUAUCAAGUAUGUACAUAUCUGUAUCUACACAUGUGAAUACAUUAAAGUCAUAUGAAAUUAAUACACCUAUGUAUACUUUGUGAGUGUGGGGAAGAAAGUUUCUUAAGUUUUAUCCUACAAAUUACUCACUGAAGUGUCAAACUAACCUGACUAACACUUGGUCAUAUAUACAUACAUAUUAGGUCUGGAUUUCAAAGAGAAAGUAUGUUUGUUUGUUAUUUUACUGUACUAUUUCCACAUGAUCUUUUUAAGGCACACUAUUAUUAAUUCAGCUGCAUUGAUAAAGGACAUUUCUGAAUGCGUUCUUAGUUCUGUUGUUUGCUUGGACAAGAGCUGGUGCUACAUGGGGUAAAUGCAGUUCAUGCUACUGAAUAUAGUAAAUGUAAAUAUUUCAGUGGUUUUUGCUAAUGUAUCUUAAAAGGCAUGUAUGGUACAUGUGCAGCUUUUAGAGAGAAAAAUGACUGUCACUAUUAUAUUUGGAAUUAGUAAUAAUAGAAUACUAAAUACUGCUGUACUCUAAGUAUGUUUUUUCAUUAGUGAGAUGAAGGGGGGAAAUUCUAUUUGAUCAACUUUAAUUGUAAUGUCCACUAAAUGAGUGCUAUAGAAUCAUCCAGCCAAGUCGCCAGAAAAAAAAUGUUGGCAUUGUACAUUUCCGCCAACUCCUAUAUGUUACAUUGUACGUUUUAUACAUAUCAUAUCUAUGUUUCUAAAGUGACACUGAGCUGAUGUUGUCCUGAGGAGGUGGAGGGGAUUGUGGCUGCCAACCUUCAAACCAAUAAACAGCAAAACUGGUUGUGAUUUCUGGUGGCUUUUUAGGCACGAAACACUGGUGUUUUAUAGUGACCCAUCGCUAAUUUUCCAGUGGGUAUGCUGACCCAAAAAGCAUUUGGCACCCACUUUUCAUGCUGGACUUCUGCCCCUAAAACUCCUGUAUGUAUAACAUAAUCUUUUCCUAAUCAUAACCAAGUGGUUUUCAGCCUAAACCUAACCAUGGCUUCAUCACAGCCACGUAAUAAUGUGCAAAUGUAACAUAUCCUUGGUUUGCAAAAAUGUACAAUGCCAACAUUUUUUCCUGGCAACUGGCUUGAGUUAUCAUGGGAUGUAGCAAACUAAUGUAUUGCUGAAGACACUGAGGUAAAACACCUAUCAAUCCUCAUGUAGCAAAAUGCAUUUAUCAAAGAAGUUCACCAAGAAGCUAGACUAUCCCUUUGACUUUGACCUACUAGUACCAUCAGUCAAUAAGCUGUUAUGAUUUACAACAGCAGUGCAUAAUGUGUUGUUGUGUGUAUCAACACAAAGGCUACUUUGGCACAGUUUCAGGAUGCUGCUGGUGCCAGGAAAAAGACAGAAAAGUCUGGUUUGUGUCCAAACAAACAGUGGUGUAUCUUUAGACUGUACAUGUGCACGAUUUUGUUAAACGUGUUACACAGAAGAAGGCAUACACAGGAAUUUAUAAAUCUGGAAGUAACUCUAUUAACUUGUUUUUGAUUUUGUGCAGACAUAUUUGGGAAAUUACACAGAUUUAUGUAUCUGACACCAGGAGAAGGUCCUGUUACUCUUAAUGAGAUUUGCAUGACGAAAUACUGUGUUAAUACAAUUACAAAGUCUAUGCUUAAUGGGUAAGCAUGGUGAGUUAGAUUAAUAGGUGCUCACUCUUCCUCAUAAUGUAAGCUGCAGUUGCUGCUUGUAGGAUGUACGAGGGCCUUUCCUCUCAGUCGACUAAAUCCCUAACAUUCACUAUACAACUGGUCUUUAGAAAAUAUGAACUGUGUCUCACUAACAGCUUUCCUCUGGAGAAAACUGCAACUAUACAGUGGAAAAUAUCAGAGGAAGAGGGUGACAUGAAGAGCAGACUGGAAGAGCUAAUGUGGCUGCAAUAAAGGAUAAUGUUUGUUUUGGGUUGGUGUUUGCUAGCGAGACCACGACAGAAGUGUUUAAUCUCCCAGUAAAUAAUGCAUGAUGCCAGCACAUGUGAUACAAGAGUGUUUGCCAUAACUGUAGGCGACAAACUAACAAUACUCAACCUACUGUUGUUGACAGACAUUUCCUUGAAUUUGCACCUGUGCUUGCAUAAUGCAUAGCAUAAAUCGGGGGUUAAGCCUCCUGAAAUGGUGUCAGCCCCAAUGUGUGAUCCCACUGUUUCUUUUAAAAGUGAAAACUUCCAUGAAAAGCAUUGAGUAUGUUUGUACGUGUCCAUCUGUCAAAAAUGUGUUUCCCCAUGAAGUUUACAUAUCAUUCAAGUGACAAUGUUUGCACACGCGUACAUAUGCACAUACACGCACAUUAGUGAAUAACUGGUCAUCAUCAUCUAAGCUUGUUCCAAAAUGCUCUGUACAUAAUUCACUCCUGUAAAGAUGUUUGAAUUUGGCAGAGUGGGGAGCAUGGUGCUGGUCAGUUGGCUGGCAGCUACUGUUUGUUUUUCUAAUAUUGUCAGUCACCAGUUUUAUUAUCACCAUUUCUUGAUUUUGUUACCCAAGAAUAACCUGUGUGCCAACUUUCUGUCUGUAUGUUGGAUAUAGACUUUCUGUAGCUGUAUUAGAGUUGUCAUAACAGUUUAAAUGUGUGCACUUCAUUCUGACAUGCACAGUUAACCAGCAGUUUACAGGUAAUCCCUGAUUACUUACCAUAUUGUGCAUAAUGUUAGUGAAACUAUGAAACUGUGUUAUGGAAAACAAUGUAAUUGGCAAAUUCCAAAUAUGAGAUUGGUUUAUAUAAGUGGAGCACUUCUGUAAACCAAUCAAGAUUCAAGUGCUUACUCGUAAAGUUCUAGUUUAUAUGUCACUGAAUCAACACAUUCUCACUCCCAGCUUGUCUAAUGCCGAUACUUGGUCAGCUAAAUCUCAAACUAUGAUGUUCUAGGUACUCCACCAAUGUUGGUUUUUGACGGUCAGGGACGGCGUGUCAAUUUGCGCUUGCUACCUAUUUUGUUUUUUCGUGCAGGAAAUGUGCAGUUUCUGCUCGUUAAAUGGAGUUUCUUUUCAAAAUGAACUUUUUAGGUUUACUUUCUUAGGUUUAGGCAACAGAAGUUCAUGGUUAGGUUUAGAAAAAAACAUAGUUUGGCUUUAAAUAACUCUGUUUGUUAUGAACAUAAUGCAGUGUCAAGUGACACAUACGUCACAUGACAUCUGUCCCUAGCAUAGUAUGCUACACAUAUGAACACAAUACCUUGUCAUUAAAAUAAGUCGAUGUACUUUGGUUUUACACGGGAAACGAACAGCGGUCUCCUGGGUGAAAGUCCAGAGUUUGUUUGACCAAUCCACCUCUACCUCUGCCCACUCUAUGUGGACUUUCUCGCGCUUCAUACUACAGCAGUUCCUCGAAAAAUUAAAAAAAUGCCGCUGCCCUAAUGCUUCUCAAAGGAAGCCUUGUUUUUCGCUAUCUGACGCCGAGAGCCUCUGACCACACAUCGGUAUUUGACAAGUUAGGAGUGAGACCGGGUUGACUGAAUAUAUUCUCUUACAAAUUCUGUUUAUUCUGUGUGAUCUAAAUAUUAAUGGCUUUCUGUUCUUGUCUUCACAGUGUUAAGUUUCUAGCAUUCGCCUUCUCUCUAAUGAGGAGUCAGUAACCGGUAAACACAAAUUUGAGGCGGGAGCCACGUAAGCGACAGGUGUGACGCGGAUGGACAGUUUAAAGGAGAUCUUUGGGGUGACAAGAGAGAGACCAGAGGUUAAUCAUGAAUUUAAAAAAAUCACAUGGUCUGCUCCUCACGUUGUUACCAAAGCAGCCUCUUGGAACUCCGACCACAUUUUUUGACAACUGUCUGACUGACUUUUUUUUUUUUCCUUUCUUUUUUCUGUUUUUUGGGCAAACUGACUGAGCAUUGCACUGACACACUUUUGGGAGAGAAAAGGACUCCUGAUUACACAUUCCAGAUGACAUCUCUCUGACAACAUUAUACUCGCCAUCUUGUACGAUGACCAAACUCAGUACCAUCCUCAGUGCUGAACAACUGAGCAACUUCACAACUUUCCGAAAAGAAAAAAAAAACAACAACAAAAAAACAAACACUUGUCUUCACAAAGGACCGAAUGAACAAUGUAGCAUCUCUGCUAACAUACUGUAGCAUUUGUUGGCUGGGAAAUAACUUGACUUAAUCCAUCCACAGUUCGAAGAGAGGAAUUUAUGCAUUCAAGGGAUCUUUUAGAUGUCAUUUUCCUCUUAGGUUCCUUUCCAGUGAAGAAAAAAAUAUAGAGUACAUGAGAGACAAAGGAUUGGUCUUACUCAUUAAAACUAUUAACAUUCCAAAAAAAGAAUUCGAUGCACUAAAUACAAACAGUGCACAUGAAAUCAACCACAAAUGCACAGUAUUUACCAACACCCACACUAUACUCUCUCAUUCAAGUUUAGCACUUGUAUAGCAUGUUUGCCACUGAACCUAUGUCUUCCAUUCACUUUUAUUAGACUGAAACACUGCCCUCUUCACAAGUACUGAGAUAAUCAAAAACAGCACUAACUAUGAAGUUGAACAAAUGAAGCACAUGUAGCAUCAGCUCAAACAGGUCAUGUAUGGCAUUUACUGUACAUUUAGACUCACCUGAAACAUUCACCACAAGGAAAUGGUGGAAAAAGACUUCUCUUUAUCUCUCAUGUACUGACAUGGGCUCACCCCGAAAAUGCGAUACCAAAGGUCCUGUAGCAAAGACUUGCUGAAUGACCUUCUGUAACGUAUCGCAGAUCAAGAGGAAUAUUUCAUUUAGGGUGAGGCUUGUACUCGCCCUCACACUGCCCAUUGCCUAUGUUUGGUACAAACACAUGCCUCUAAAAGUACUUUAACUGCCACUAGCAUCUCAUCUCUAUAUGCACAUUUUAGUACCUUUUCCCAUGUCUGACUGACACAGUGCUCAGUCAUGAGGAGCAAAAAGACUGACUCAAGGAGACAAAACAAAACAAAAAGACAAUUGUCAGUCUUUCUUCGGUAUCAAGGGAUAUUGGCCUGCCUAAAUUACGACGAAAAGGACGCCCAUGCCACGAGGACGCUUUUUACGUCGCAUAAAACUGUCCAUUAACUGGAAAUUCUGUGUUAUUAUUUUUUGAAAGGGACCAAUCAGAUACAUGCUCCUCCUAACACAAAAGGCCGACACUGCCAAUUAGGCACAAGAAUUUCCAGAUGAAUACUGCCCCAUCUCUCUCUUGUCCCUCUUGCUGCCAACGACUGCUGCUCAGGCAAGUCGAUGUCAAGAUAAGGAUGGCCCAUCAGGGGAGCCCUUUAGGCAAAGGGGAAAAUGAGAAGAAAUGGACCAAGAGUAGAGCAAGUGUGGAAGUGUACAAAGAGAACAAAUCUAUAUUUUGAUAAACAAAUCAACUAUCCAUGGCUUCGAAGGAAGUUUCUGAACAGAAAAAGGUCCAGAAUGGAAGAAAGGAAAAAAAAAAUCAGAUGCAAAUCUCAAUAGAAUGUUUGGCAUCAUGAAAUGGAGUCAAAGUCCUGGAAAAAAAAAGAUGGGAAGUGAAUAUUUUGUUACGAGGAGUGGUUGUUUUCCCCACAAGCACCGGGAAAAUGUUCUUUUGAAAGACAAUGAGCAAUGACAGACUCUUGCCUAUAAAGACAAAGGAUGGACGCUGAGAUAAACAAAUGAAGAAAAAAAAAAAGAUAAUGCAUUUUUGUAACUUUGUUUACCAGCAUGACUAGUUUGCAUGACUGUCUUUUCUGCAAGCCCUUAGUUGAAGACAAGGGUGCUAGAGAUACAAAAAAGUAUAUAUAAAAUGAAUUAAAAAAAUGUUAUAUGCAAUUAAUGUUUUAAAAAAAGAUUAUAAUCAAAGAGAAGAGCUAUAUUUUGUUUUGAAAAGUUAAAAAAAAAUGUGAAUAUUGAAACAUGUAUGUUUGCAAAGUACACCCUGAACUAUGUUUUGUUUGAUGAAAUCUCUCUGCUACUACUGCCCUACAUUCCCAAUUCCAGUGUUUUCGACCGCUGCCACAGUUUUACUUUGUUGUGCAUCGAGCAGUAUAUUUUAUAACCAUUCAGUUCUAACCAUUCGAGACUUUGCCAAACUAUAGCAUUUGCGCAAAGGUUGUUUGUUGUUAAUCGCAAAGUCCAUGUUUUCUUCCUUGAAUCAUUUGCACAACUACCGUAGCAGCAGCAGCAGCAGCAGCAGCAGCAGCAACAGCAGCAGCACUUCUAAAAAAAAAAAAAAAAAGCUCUCCAUACCACAACUUUGACUGCUUGAUUAGUACUCAUAGUUUGCUUUUUUUUCUUUGGCAAUAAUAUAAGAGUUGUCACAUGAUUGUAGCAGGGCAAAUGGAGAACCUCGAGAGUAUCUUCAACGCCUCAGUCAGUGUUAAAGAGAUCUGUAAAGGCCUUGGAUGUCCCAUGGCAGGAUUUUGCUGGGAUAGGCAGUUCUGUUCCACUAGUCCUACGUAGAACAAAAAUGGGAGUACAAGUGCAGGUUAUCCAAUAAAGAAAGAUACUAUACUGGCGAACAAUCAAGAGAGAUUUCAGGUUUGCAUGGAACCAACUGCCAUUCCAAAGUUUAUGUGUGGUUUAAAGGACUCAGGUGUGUCGAUGGUGUGUGUGGAUGUAGGUGUUUUCUUUCUAACAUAAUAAAUUCUAGUAUAUAGAUAACGAUAAUGUGAACACCUCACCGUGAUGUGUAAAAAAACGCAUGCAUUAUGACUUGAUAAUCUCUCGAGGGGGGGAACAGAGUCUUGACAUAUCCCCCUUAGCCUCCUAUCAUCGUUUGUCAUGAAUCCAGUCCUGAUAACUAUGAACACUGUGCCGUGUCGUAGAGCAGAAACGUCUUCCUUCGAGAGGCAACUGAAAACUACUCACACUCGCAGUGUCAGCAUGAGUGUGUAGAGGUAGCUCGUCUUUGUUUUUCUUUUCUAGGUGGUCAGGUCUUUGCGUUCGUCAUUACCCAUGGAGUUACCGUCAUCCAGCUGGCUAGUCGGCAGCUCAUUACAGCACACAACGCAGUCAUGUGAGCACCAAUCAAAGAGACCCAGAGCUUCCAAAAUGAUGUCAGUGAAGUACUUUAAGUGUUGCGAGAAAGAGAGGAUGAGAGAUACCAGUGUCCACCAAGGGGAGAUUGAUUUUAAAAAGCAUUUUAUUGUUGAGUGCUCUCCAGGCACCUCAUCCUUGGUUUGGUAUUCCAAGUGAGUUUCAGGCCCUGCUGGUUCAGGGCUCAGCUCAGGCAGCUGAAUGGUCGUCUGUCCAUUCCCAGUACAUUGCAGUUGGAGGCUCACCAGAAUAUCAUGUGAUGUAGACUACAUAGACACAGUCCUAGAGCUUCUGUCUAUUUUCAAAAACGGUCCGUGGGAUUUUGUUUUGGUCCCUUAUCUUUUUAAAGCUCCCGAUUUUUCCUUUCCCAUUUUGGAAGGCAUUAAGCAACCGCGGCUUUUGAUGGUCACAAAGAUGUUUAUGAAUAUUUCAGAGGCAAACUUCGAGCAAUGGUGUGCACACUUGCAAAAACUUUGUGCUUCACCCAGCUGUUUGUGUUUUCAUGGCCGAGUACUGUCCUGUUUUUUUGUUUCUUUCCCUUUGUUUCUCACGAUACGUUUGCCAUGUCUUCAUUCUCUUCAUUGUGACUGCUCUGCCAGUGCCAGACUGAAAAAGAUGUCUUUCCUUUUUCUAUUGCAUAAUACUGCCAUUUGAUUUAGUCAUGUUGAACAGAAUGAGUUACAAUGUCGAGAGUGCUAAGUCUGUUUUAUUUUCAAAAGUUUGCAAUCUGUUAUGAAAUGUUAAAGAUUUCCUGUGUAACACUCACAUAACCAAAACGACAAAAAUGCUUUACAUGGUAAGUAGGUGCCACUGUUAACCUCAAGGUUACUAUGUGUUGUGAUAAUAUUAUGACACGUCCUCUCUGGGUGUCUAGAAGGUGUUAUGUGGUCAUUGGUUGACACAUUCUAUUGGUUUUCUUUAUGUGCCUGUUUCUGUUCAAUAUGUUUUUCUUAAUUGAGGACACUGUAUGCAAUCCGCACCACGAAUGCCGCUGAUCGACACUUAACUGUAUGCUCCCUGAGACACAGAUGUUCUGUCAUCAGUUCAGAUGAUUGCAACCACAUGUGUAGUGGCUUUAUGGCUUUCCAUAGAGUGACUUAGCAAUCACAUUAAUCUAAAAAAAAAAAAAAAUUAUUUUACAAAGCGAUAAGACCAGAGUUGUUUUAGAGGAAAUGUUAUCAUACUGAAUAGAUUUUUCUAAUAUAUUUCAUAUCUUAUUUUAAUUAGAAAUAACAUUGUCAACACCACAGAAGUCAUACCGAUAUACAUACAUCUGAUAUUACAGGCUGACAUCAUGCAUUCAUGUAAGCAUUCCAAAGAUAAAAAGAUGUAUGUUCAUUUCACAUGCCAUCACAUUGUAUAAAACAGACUUAGGUACUAGUCCAUUGUACUGCGGUCUUAGUAGGAGAGUGAAUGGGGAGAAGAGGUGGUCACUGGAGUAUCUGGUUGUGACUUAUGCCGGAUUUUAUUUUUGAAAUGUUGGGACACAAAGAACAACUCAUCAAGAACUGUAUAAAGUAUAUUUCAACGGAAUGUUCAUGAUCUAUCUUUUUAUAUUUUGAAGAAAAAAUAGAAACAUAUCAAUAAAGUGUCAUAAUUGAACAUAUUUCUACUAUUGAGACUUAAAAUGUAUGAAUGUCAAUGCGAUCUAAUGUGAACUAAUCUCCAUAGCAGCUUGAAUGAAUAACUGAUUAACAGUCAUGAGAUGCUUUUUCAGAGACAUUACAAAUUGCUUAAAAAUCAUUGAGAUGAACUUAAAAUAAAUGAAAAAGUGACAUCAA
Epinephelus lanceolatus (giant grouper) is the source of this 15371-nucleotide messenger RNA. The record is from RefSeq and is a predicted model, not a curated record. NCBI's taxonomy places the organism in Eukaryota, Metazoa, Chordata, Actinopteri, Perciformes, Serranidae.